AUCCUUUUGUUUCUUUGUGAUUAGACUUUUGGAACAACUCUUGUGAUUCGUAUCAUUUGGCUUUUUGCCUCGUGUCUAAAUAGCUUCAAGAAGGUGGGCUACUUGUUCUUGUGGCACCACUUACACGACCCAUACCGUACCACCAAUUCACAUCUCACAACCAUGAAGAACCUCUUAUUUCCUCUUACUGCCCUCCUCAUCGGCUCAAGUCUCGCUGCAGAUGUCACAAUCACAGCUCCGGUAUCCAUCCCCUCCAAUGAGCCUGAAUACAAAGAAGGCAAAUCCUUCACAUCAGCCGUCCUCAACAGCACCAACUUCUAUCGGGAGGAACACAACGCAACAGCACUAAAAUGGAACAAAACACUCGAGGAGUUCGCAACAGACUACCUCGAUGACAAUGGUGACUGCGACUUUGAGCACUCUGGUGGACCCUAUGGUGAGAACCUGGCUAUAGGUUAUCCCAACGUUACUGCGAGCGUCGAAGCUUGGGGUGAUGAGCGAGAGGAGUACAAUUUCGACAAGGCCAAGUUUAGUAAGAAGACGGGGCACUUCACGCAGCUUGUAUGGAAGGAUACUACGAAUGUUGGAUGCGGAAGAAAGCUUUGCGGUGAACGAGGCUGGUUUCUCGUUUGUGAGUACUGGCCCAGGGGUAAUGUCGAGGGCCAGUUCAAGGAAGAGGUUUCAAAAGAGGAGGGCGGUGCAUUCAGUACAAGACCUGGUCUUGGGCUCGCUCUGGCUUUAUUUAUUGGGUACAUGCUUGUUGUCGUAUAGGCAUGCCAUGUUGAAUUUCCAGCGUUGGAUAGGCGUACGAGAUAUCUGAUGGAUGACGGGACUCAUGCUGGGCAUGAGCUAUAUUGACUACUCUACUACAAUUCUCAUGUAUCUCAUUAUAGAAUGACAUAGUUUCUGAUUUCAUAUAUACUAGCUCGUUCUAUACACUUUUGGCUGACUA
This is a messenger RNA of Fusarium oxysporum Fo47, 952 nucleotides long. RefSeq names its product CAP domain-containing protein. The transcript has a single exon. The record is from RefSeq and is a predicted model, not a curated record. Bases 163 to 771 code for a protein of 202 amino acids. Gene Ontology annotation, cellular component: extracellular region. NCBI's taxonomy places the organism in Eukaryota, Fungi, Ascomycota, Sordariomycetes, Hypocreales, Nectriaceae.